This is a messenger RNA of Clunio marinus, 2061 nucleotides long. NCBI's taxonomy places the organism in Eukaryota, Metazoa, Arthropoda, Insecta, Diptera, Chironomidae. The record is from the annotation of a GenBank genome assembly.
AUGGAAAACUGUGUGAUUUUUUUACGAUCUCAUUUGGCCAAAUACCUCUCAGUCGAUCAAUUCGGCAAUGUUUUAUGCGAAUCAGAAGAACGCGAUGCUGGUAGUCGUUUUCAGAUUAGUAUAUCCGAUGAUGGAAAAUGGGCAUUGCGCAAUGAAUCUCGAGGCUACUAUCUCGGUGGCAAUCCAGAAAAACUUACAUGCACAGCGAAAGUUCCCGGGACAACUGAAUAUUGAUACUUGAGUUACACUGGAAAAUUGGAUACAAAGUGUACAAUUGAUUGUUUAUUCUCAGCUGAAUAUCAUGGAGGCCAUUUGGCAUUGCGUGAUCAUCAUGGAACAUAUUUAUCACCAAUCGGAUCAAAAGCUGUUUUAAAAUCACGUUCAUCAACAGUCACACGUGAUGAAUUGUUCUCGCUUGAAGAUUCAUUACCUCAAGCAUCGUUUAUUGCUGCACUUAACAACAAGUAUGUUUCAGUAAAGCAAGGAGUUGAUGUGACAGCAAAUCAAGAUGAAAUUGGUGACAAUGAAACAUUCCAGUUGGAAUAUGAUUGGACAGCUCAUCGCUGGGCUUUAAGAACAACUCAGGAUCGAUACUGGUGUUUAUCAGUUGGCGGUGGAAUUCAGGCAACGGGAAGUCGGCGAUCACCUGAUGCACUCUUUGAACUUAUUUGGCAUGGUGAUGGGUCAGUUUCAUUUCGAGCUAAUAAUGGCAAACUUUUGGGAACAAAACGUUCCGGUCAUUUAUUUGCUACAUCAGAUAAUGUCGAAGAGAUUACAAAGUUCUUCUUUUAUCUCAUCAAUCGACCGAUUCUCGUUUUGAAAUGUGAACAGGGAUUCGUCGGAUAUCGCACUAAUGGUAACGCAAAGCUCGAAUGUAACAAAGCAAUAUCGAAGGAAGGCAAAUAUUUAGGAGCGACCAAGAACGGUGCAUUUAAGUUGAUUGAAGGUGGAUCAGAUACAGCGACACAGUGGGAAUAUUAAACUGAUACAUGUAGAUCGCUAGCCCACCAUCAUUAUAUGAAAUAUUUCUCAUAAACUUCCAAAUUAUUAAAUAAUAAAGUUUAAUGUUUAAUGGCUUUUGAUACCUUGAUACUUAAAUAUAAUGGUUUGUCACCUACACGAUCUUAUAUCAUUCUUCGAACUUAAUAUCAUUAAAAUUAAUUUUUUUUCUCCUUUCAUCUUGCUAUAAAUAAUUAAAUUUCUUUUUAGAUAACUUUUAAAAAACUUUUCUUGCUUGAAAUAAAUUAAUUAAGAAAUUGUUUUUUCAUCGUCGAGAGAUUUAUGUUAAACUUGAAGAAUAAUUAAAGAUGAGUUGUGAUUAAAUGAGAAAACAUUGAGAGGAAGCUGAACAUGGAACUAUUCAUAAGUUUUGGAUACUGAUGAAAGUUGAUAUCGCUCCAUUUUUAUGCUUUACUUUCGCUAUGUCUUAGAUCUAUAAUUAAAAGUUAGUUAUGGUAAGUUUAUAGUCGCAUCAAUUCCCAAUAAAUGAACAAGAACAAAAAAAAAAUUAUAAAGUUGCCAACAUCCUUGUACCAUUCCAUCAUAAAAAUAAUGCUGAUGAUGAAGUUAAAGUCCACGCGAGAUCGAUUGGAAAUACUUCAAACAUUUUUUUACUAAAUGAUUGAAAAAGAUUUUUAUACAGAAAUGAAAUAAUAUGAUGCAAUAAGUAAGAAGUUGAAAAAUAUUUACCUAAAUGUGACGUCACGUCAGUCAUUAAAUUAACGAUUAUCAAUUGUGUGGAAAUACUAAGCGACAUUGAAUAAUUUUUAAGGUGAUACAUCUCACCAUUGUAUCUACAUAUACUAUUUUAUAUUCUCUUUCAAUCUUUCAACUUCAUACUUCUAUGGCUAUUUAAUUCGCAAUAGUUUAUUCAACUUAUUUAAAAAACAAUCAAAUACUUAUUAUCAAACCCUCAAAUUUCCUAAGAAACAAAUAUGAAAUUUUUUUUCUACUUUAUAUCGUUUAUAUCACAGCAUAGUUUAGUCAUUUAAUGUCUUUUGAUAUUAUGAAUUUUUUUGGGAUUUUUUUGAAAAAUAAAAAAUUAUUGGAAAUAAACCUAAA